Molecule: messenger RNA, 363 nt
Organism: Aegilops tauschii subsp. strangulata
Lineage: Eukaryota; Viridiplantae; Streptophyta; Magnoliopsida; Poales; Poaceae
Source: RefSeq, a predicted model, not a curated record
AUGGUGCCCCGCGGUCCCCACGACGACGGCGCCCAUUCCCGGCGCUGCCCCGCCGCCGCUGCGGCUCACGGCCUCGACACGCCGGGCCUCAUCGCCGUCGUCUCCCCGCCGCGACCCCUCGACCUUGCCUCCGCCCACAACGGCAGUCGGCGCCCCCGUCGCUCGACGCCUGCGCCCUGCCACCUCGUCGCCCCGUCCACGACCGCGCCGUCGCUGGACCCCGCCCGAAGCUACCUCGACCCCGCCUCCCCAACGCCGCGUCGCCGGACUGCCUCCUUGUCUUCCCCAGCGCCGCACGUCGUCCCCGUCCUCCUCCCCAAGGGCUUCACCGAGCCACGCCGACCCUCUCCCCGGCAACGCUAG